AUGGAGGAUGUCUUUAAGAAACCUCAAGGCAGUUGCUUCCCAACACUUGUCGGUCAAAAGAAACUUGCUGUAACUAGGAUUGAUGAGAAAGAAAGACUGCUUGAGAUCAAUCAUGUAUUGGUAUCACAGCCUGACAUGCCUAUUCAAGCUCCAAUUUGUGAUGCAAUUUCCAAUUUAGUUUCAGAUGCUAAUGACCCCAAGAUCAUUGUUGAAUGGACAAGGAUUAUCCAUUUGCUUAGCUCCCACAGAAUUGUGUUAUUUGCAAUUGGAUUGAAGUCUGUUAUUAACAGGAUUCUUGCGGAUCACAAAAGCUUGAGUUCUGUAACAAUCUUUGCUCCUUCAGAGUUUGAGUUUGUGGCAUCUUCAUCUCCGAUUCUUGAGAAGAUUGUGAGGUUUCACGUACUGCCUCUAAGGGUUACAUACAUUGAACUUGCUGCAUUACCACAUAAACAAAGCCUGAUGACAUUGCUCCCUUGUGAAGAUCUUGAGAUUAUUAAUGGUGCAAAUGUGACAUAG
This is a messenger RNA of Populus nigra (black poplar), 516 nucleotides long. Its product is annotated as fasciclin-like arabinogalactan protein 21. NCBI's taxonomy places the organism in Eukaryota, Viridiplantae, Streptophyta, Magnoliopsida, Malpighiales, Salicaceae. The record is from RefSeq and is a predicted model, not a curated record. The coding region runs from base 1 to 516 and encodes 171 amino acids. The transcript has 2 exons.